UCAUACCAAAAUUAGGUAAUUCUUCUCUUCUAUUAUCAACAAUGGUCUCCACCCACCUUGUUUCCGCACUCCUUCCACUGGUAUUCACCUCCUUUCUCUUUGUUCAACCACAUCCGAGCAGUGGCCACGCCAAUCCGCUCAAAACUUGUAAUUUCGAUAAGAUUUAUCAGCUCGGGGACUCUCUGUCUGACACUGGUAAUUUGAUUCGUGAGAGCCAAACUGGGACAUCUUCGGCAUUCGCUAGUCUUCCAUAUGGAGAAACGUAUUUCGAGAACGCGACUGGUCGUUGCUCCAACGGACUUCUCAUGAUCGACUAUAUUGCUAUGGCUGCCGACCUUCCCUUCCUUGUUCCUUACAAGGAUAAUGACGGAGACUUCAGACAUGGAGUGAACUUUGCCGUUGCAGGGUCAACUGCUUUACCGGCGGACAAUCUAGCGGCCAAGAACAUCGCAACCAUGUUAACUAAGAGCUCACUCGGCGUCCAACUCGAUUGGAUGUCAACACAUUUCAGUUCCAUGUGCACCCGAGAGCGAGAUUGUAUCGAGAAGCUUAAGAACUCCCUUUUCAUGGUUGGAGAGAUCGGAGGAAACGAUUACAAUUACGCUCUCUUGGAAGGAAAGACCAUGGACGAGGUAAAAAACAUUGUGGUCGAUGUUGUCCGAGCCAUAAGCAAUGCCGUUAGAAGAGUAAUUGACUACGGAGCCGUAAGGGUGGUAGUGCCUGGAAAUAUUCCAAUAGGUUGCUUACCACUCUAUCUUACAGCUUUCCAAUCCAACGCAUCCGCAGCCUACGAUGAAGAUAACUGCGUGACGAAACUCAACGAUCUCGCAACCUAUCACAACCAUCAGCUGAAAGAGGCCAUUAGAGAGCUAAAGCAAGAUUACCCAAAUACAGUAAUCGUGUACGGCGACUACUACCGUGCUUUCCAGCACCUUUUUCGCGAUGCUGAAUCUCUUGGAUUUGACGGUGCGUCUUCGCAAAAGGCAUGCUGUGGGACUGGUGGUGAUUACAACUUUAAUCUGAGUCAUCUGACGGAGAUAUGUGGAGCCCCUGGCGUUCCGGUCUGUCGAAACCCAAAUGAGCACAUUAGUUGGGACGGAGUUCAUUUGACGCAAGAAGCUUACAAAAUCAUGUCUGAAUGGCUACUUAGUGAUAUCGUGCCCAAGCUUCACUGCCCUAUUUGAGUUGGUUCUUGAUUCAUCUAGGCAAAGAGAAUUUGUAUUAAUUUAGAUUCUUUUAUUCAUUGGUGAUCACAUUCAUUUUUUCUGGUUGUUCAUAGGUUUGGUAAAACAUUUAUGAUUGGUUGUA
Molecule: messenger RNA, 1308 nt
Organism: Rhododendron vialii
Lineage: Eukaryota; Viridiplantae; Streptophyta; Magnoliopsida; Ericales; Ericaceae
Product: acetylajmalan esterase-like
Exons: 5
Coding region: 42-1184 (380 amino acids)
Molecular function (GO): hydrolase activity, acting on ester bonds
Source: RefSeq, a predicted model, not a curated record